UCUGAAAUUUCUUGUUCAGUUCCAAGGAAGGGGUAAAGGGUAAGGGACAAGAAUAAAAAUGGGGCUGAAAGUCGGGGUUCUCUGUCUUCUACUAAAUGGUUUUGUUCUAUCAGAGACUGACCCACCAGCCGGGAGAUUUUUGUUCUCCGCUCCUGUUGCAACAGUAAUUCCAUCUGACUCGUGUGGGUCAACACUGUCCAGUAAAACUGGAACCUUCUCCACCCCUGCUGACUUUAGUACCCAGAGCACGUGUGUCUUCAAGAUCGGGAAACAGAAUAAGAACAUCUGCCAGUAUAGGCUAGACUUUGAUACCUUUCUCCUUGCCAGUCCAACCUCAGUUUCUGCAGCAGGACUGGGUCGGUGUUCAGCUGAGCAGCUUAGUUUAGUAUCUGGAGAUGGUCUGGCAGCUCCAACUAUAUGCGGGGAUGCAUCAGGACAGCAUAUGUAUCUGAAUGCUGGCGGGGAAACUGAUACUGCAGUUCUAACCUUCACUGGACCUUUCACAUCCACAUCAGAUUUCAGUAUUAAAGUUACACAGAUAGAGUGUAGUUCAAAGGACAGAGCUCCAGACGGUUGUUUACAAUACUUUACUGAAGAAACAGGAAGCAUUGAAUCCUUUAACUUUGAUGGAUCCCAUCUUCUCGAGAAUAUGGAUUACAAGAUCUGUAUCAAGAAUGGAAAGGGUAUGUGUGGUGCUAGGUAUACUGAGGAUCCUAACAUAGCAGAAUCAUUCUUGAUGUCUACUGAGGAGUGGGCUGUUGAGUCCUUUACUGAUGCUGCAGCUGGUGGAGUAGGUGGAGCAGGUCCUUUACAGGGAGAUUUCUGUGAUAAUUACAUUACUAUCCUUGGAGGAUUCACUGCUUCUUCACUUACACAAGAAUCAAGUGGGUAUGUAACUACAGAGGCAGCUAUAACAACUACAACAGAGGCAGCUACAACAACAACAGAGGCAGCUACUACAACAACAGAGGCAGCUACUACAACAGAGGCAGUCACAACAACAGUAGCGUCUGCAGUCACAACAACAGCAGCGUCUGCAGUCACAACAACAGCGUCAGCCUCAACACCAGUAACAGUAGCAGGUCGACGUAGAAGAAGAAAUGUAGAAACAACUAGUGAUGAGUUAUUUGAAACAACCAAGCCAGGAAAAAAACAAACUAAAAAAAAUUUAAAAACUGAAAGGAAAAAUAGGAAAAAUGUUCGAAAAUCAAACAAGAAAAAUAGGCGGAUUUCUAAGAAGACUAAGAAAGGCAGGAAAUCCCCCAAAAAUAAGAAUGCCGCCAAGCUGAGUAGGAAGCAUGCAGCCAAGCACGAAAAGAAGCAUGCAACCGAACACAAAGGGAAGCAUGCAGCAAAGCAAGGACAAAAACGCGCAAACAAACACAAAGGAAAGAAGAAUUCAGCCCAGCUCAGAAAGAAACAUGCUGCUAAGCAAGGAAAAAAACAAGCUGCAAAGCAAGGAAAGAAGAAUACAGCCCAGCUGAGAAAGAAGAAUACAGCCCAUCUGAGAAAGAAGCAUGCUUCUAAGCAAGGAAAGAAGCAUUCUUCUGAGCAAGGAAAGAAGCAUGCUUCUAAGCAAGGAAAGAAGCAUGAUGCCAAGCUUAGACAGAAGCAUGCUUCUAAGAAGAACUCUCCAGUUAAAAGAAGAAAGAACAAUUUAAGGAAUGGUCCCGACAGUCCUGUUGAUACUUCGGAGUACUCCUUUGUAUUCCCAGUUUACGGUCCUCAGGACAGAUACUGUGGAUAUCAUCUAAAUGGUAGAAGUCAAGAUCUAUCAUCAACUGCACUACUACCUUCCUUCAAUGCUGGGAACAUUAAGGAAACAGUAAUAAGUGAAAAUCUGCCUCUGGAGGUACUUGUUAUCACCACAAAUGCUGAUGAAGAAGCUGCUAAGCAUCCUAACAUGGCCAAGAAUCCAACUGGUUUUAAGAUUAGAUAUACCCAAACUCCUUGCAAUUCAGGAUAAAAAAAAACACCUUUUGUCAGGGGUGCUUUUACAGUUAUACUAAAUAUAUCUCCUUUUUCAUCAAACCAUUUCCUCAUUCUUCAAAAUCUUGCCCCACCCCACCCCCAACAAAAAAGACCAGCGAUGGUGCCUAAGAAUCUCAAAUAAGUAAACAAAUU
Eurytemora carolleeae is the source of this 2124-nucleotide messenger RNA. RefSeq lists its product as uncharacterized. The coding region runs from base 59 to 1966 and encodes 635 amino acids. The transcript is spliced from 10 exons. The record is from RefSeq and is a predicted model, not a curated record. NCBI's taxonomy places the organism in Eukaryota, Metazoa, Arthropoda, Copepoda, Calanoida, Temoridae.